AUGUUGUUUGCUCGUUAUCCUUUUGAUUUGCGGGUGGAAGCAACCCGACCCCAAACACAAAAAAUAAUAAAAGACAGCAGAGUGCAGGCAGUGCUGCAUGCAGCAGCAGCAGCAGCAGCAGCAGCAGCAGCAGGAGGAGCAGCAGGAGCAGCAGGAGCGGGAGCAGGAGGAGCAGGAGGAGAUGCAGCAGCAGCAGCAGCAGCAGCAGAUACAGAUGUUGCAGCUGCUGAAGAAAUUGCAGAAGGAGAUAUAAAUGUAAUGCAUGCAGCAGCAGCAGCAGCAGCAGCAACAGCAGCAGCAGCAGCAACAGUGCAUGCAAAAGAAGAAAAAAAAUACACAAAAGAUAAACAAAUGCUGCGGCAGUAG
Molecule: messenger RNA, 366 nt
Organism: Eimeria mitis
Lineage: Eukaryota; Apicomplexa; Conoidasida; Eucoccidiorida; Eimeriidae
Product: AGC kinase, putative
Exons: 1
Coding region: 1-366 (121 amino acids)
Source: RefSeq, a predicted model, not a curated record